Molecule: messenger RNA, 1641 nt
Organism: Fusarium mangiferae
Lineage: Eukaryota; Fungi; Ascomycota; Sordariomycetes; Hypocreales; Nectriaceae
Exons: 2
Coding region: 1-1641 (546 amino acids)
Source: RefSeq, a predicted model, not a curated record
AUGGCCGUCACUGACUCCUCAGAGAAGCGCCCAGAAUGGUGCCCACCUGGAAGAAGUCGAUUUGUCACUCGACCGACAAGGCCAGGCGCUCAGUCUUCGUCUGGGAGUUCUUCAAAGAGGCCAAAUUCUUCUUCAUCUUCAAGACAUAGUACAUCGCUUACGACACCUCCAUCGUUGGAGCCGUCUCCUAGAGUAAGGAGGAUAUCAAGCAACCAACCGUCUAAUUCCCAGUUAUCAAGACCAAGGUCGAGGUCCCCAGCUCCUGAUGAUGGGGCAGUAAGCGAGACCUCAAGCCCAGACAUUCAUGGCAAGCACAAGGAACCAGACCUUGAGCCAUCUCAGAGAACACAAAACCUUUCACCUAUAUUCAGUUUACCGAAAGAGUUGUUCUAUGUACGUGAGAGUGGCCAAUCAUACGAGUUCGGCUUGUCCUCAGGGCAUGAUAUUUUAACGCUGAAGUUACGAUUGGCCGAAGAAAUCCGAAUGAGAUGCCAGGUCCAACAUCAGCUAGAUGAGCUCGAUGCACUGCUAACGAAGGUUUCCGAGCACUACGACGAAGCUCAAUCUCGCGCCAAUGACUUAGAGCAACGAUUGAAUGCUGCUCUUGAAGGCCAGGCAACUCAGCAAGCAGCAAACCAGUUCGAAGCCGCCUCUAUGUUGCCAAACGUUCGACCAAAACCUGCUAACCCUAAGGAAUUUACGCCGGAAAAUUACAUCUGGGUAACACAGCAAUGGGAACGCGUUGCAGAAGAAAAUCUUAGACUGGAUAACUGUCUGCACAUUGCCGGCAUACAAAAGCACCAGUUAGAAAGGGAAAUUAUUAGACUCUCUCAAGAAGUAGAGAACUAUCAGAAGCCGAAUAUAGGCCAUGGAAAGUCCAUGAUCGACGCUGCUCAGCAGACCGAAGAGGAAGAGCCGACGCGAAUGACAGCAGUGGCUACCCAAACAGAAUUUGGGGAUCAGAAAGAUACGGAAAACGGACCCAUCGAGCCAGAAUAUCAGGUAGUUCCUCUCAAACAACCGAGAACUGUAACGACCGACGCUGCAGUUCAAGCUGUAGAACAGCCUGAUGAGCACAUGCUGUCCAAUGAGUUAUCCGGCCAAAUAACCAAAGCCUCUGAGGUACUGGAAGUAAAAAUCCAAGAGUUUGGAGAAGAAAGGCUUGACAGGAAGAUUGAAGUGUGCGUCAAACAGGAAGAUUCUGGACAGGGCAGCUCUUCACAGACUAAAGCUUCAAAGGGGAAGGGAAUCGCGCGUGAAACGACGAUGGCCCAGAACGAACAAAGCUCCAUGACACGAGACUUCGAGCUACUGCAACCGCUAGCUUCUAAUAUUCCUCAAGGAAACGGGUUCGCUGGGUUGCAGUAUGAAAAUGAGCGACUUCGUCGGGAAAAUGAGCGGCUUCGUCGGGAAAAUGAUGAGAUGAGAAACACUCUCGAGCAACAUCAAAUCGAAGACAGCCGCCCAGAAGGACCAGAGAGUCAUCAUAGUCACGCAAGCCCAGAAGAAACGCAGGUCUGGAAUACAAACCCCGGGGCCGAGGUUGAAGACGCCGAUGUCGAGAUGGGAGUGAUGAUGCUGGACGCCGACGAGAUAGUCAACGACAUGAGCGGCUCAGACUACGAGAGCAGAGGAGAUUGA